Cydia pomonella (codling moth) is the source of this 9010-nucleotide messenger RNA. It is a transcript of the gene Als2, whose product is annotated as alsin. Bases 401 to 5209 code for a protein of 1602 amino acids. The transcript is spliced from 9 exons. The record is from RefSeq and is a predicted model, not a curated record. Lineage: Eukaryota; Metazoa; Arthropoda; Insecta; Lepidoptera; Tortricidae.
UUUUGAUAGUUGUGCUGUCACGUUUCAUUCAUUCUUUUGCAUAUGGCAACACCAUUCAUUCGCUCGUGCUAUUUGAGCUAUUGUUUACUAUGUUAUUUACUAACCAACGUUUUCACUGGAUAUUAAUCGAUUUUAUGUCAUGUGUGCUAGCUGUAUUGUCUCAAAUGUCAAAUCAAGACAAACCCCCACCAAUCAUCCCAUCAAAUGAUAAAUAAAUCAAGUCACAAUAAUGUUGUUAUUCCCUUGAAAAGUAUAAUUAAUUGCAAUUAUAAUGUGUUCUUUGACCUAAUAAAUAGAAUAAGAAGUGGAAGUUUUAAAUAUUCAUAUUUGUUUUGUGAAAUCGUAAUACAGAAUGUUUUAAAAAUCUCGUCUACAUGUAUUUAAUGAAAGAAAGGAAAUUAUGAGUCAACAUAAGUUUUGGAAGGGGAUAAAAGCUUGUACGUUUUCCGAAUCUAACCAGGUUCCUGAAAAAAUCGUGAAACUGUGUUCUCUAGGUCUGGAAGUGAUCGUUCUUGGCAAUGACCAUGGCCUUUAUCAUAGUAGCAUUGAAGACGAUUGUUUAAACUUUAGCAAAGUCAGCGGUAUAUCAGCAAUAGACAUAUCACACCACAAUGACACCCUUUACAUUAUCGACGUGCACGGGAGGUUGUACAAGACUAAUUCUCAGUUUGAAAAUAAAGAAGAAAUUGUUGUCCGGGAGGAUGCCAAAUGUUGUCCCCAUGGUUUCAAAAGUUCCAGUUUAAAAGUGAAGUUUCGUAAUGUAGUGACUAGUGACUUUGGACAGCUGUUCAUCAGUAGUGAGGGGCAGCUAUGGGGCUCUGGUGUUAUGCCCCAAAUUGGUUUGGAGUCCACUAGCAUAAAGAAAGUGCCAUUUUUUGAUGGUAGGACAGUGUACAGUGCUUCUAUAGGUGAUGAUUUCGCGGCCGUAAUAGCUAGGAAAAAUGUUCGUCAAUCUGAUAACUGUGACACGGAUAGUGACAAUGAUGAUGAGGAAGUGUUUGCAUCAAAUUGCUCACAAUGUCAGACAUCAAUAGGUUUGGCAUCCCCAGCAUCAGUGCCAUCUCUGUCUGAAACCUGCCCCCUUGGAGUGCAGCUCAAUAAGUCCAGUGAAGACUCGAGCAGCACCACAGCCCCACAAACUGAUGUUCACAUAGAUGCUCAUAGUUUUACAGAAGACUCUAGUCCCUCAUCUGAAGAAUCGAAAAUAGCUAAAACAAAUUCACAUCAAAAAGCCCCUGAUAAAUUAAAGCCAGAACAAAUGGAAGAUGAAAAUAAGAGCAGUGAGGUUGAAACUGAAUUAGACAAUGAGGUCACAGAAGAAAGUAAAGAAAAGGUUAACAAUAUUUUUAUAAACACAGAUGCAGCCAAGCAAUUUCUAAGUAAACAGUUAUCAUGGGUUUCAGCAGGUGAGGACUAUCUAGUUGAAUACACGGAAAAACCCACAAGAAUUAUAAAAGAAAAUGUCUCCAAUCUAACAAAUUUUGUUUAUGAAGGUGUCAAAACAGUAGGGGAUAAAGUGGUAACACUGUCAAGGCAUGUGAGUGGCAGCAGCGAUAACAAUGAAGCUGUGGAACUCCAAAUGCGAUUGCAACAUGAGGAAAUAAACUCCCUCAUGUACAGUUGCACAUCUGAUUGCCAUCUAGAAGAUCUCCAGUUCUCCACAAGCACAAUCAGUAGUGAGAAAGAGUUUGAAGUUGUGAGGAAAAGUGAAAACAUAAAGAACAUGUCCAAAUUAGGUAGGAAUAUCCUAGCAACUGAACUGUGGACUUGGGGAGACAUAUCUCAUGGGCAGCUUGGAGUUGGAGACACAGUCAAAAGACUGAAGCCAAUGGUUGUCAUGACCCUAUCUGGUUUUGGACUUCAGAAAGUAUCUUGUGGCAAAUGGCACUGUGCAGCUUUGACAUUAGAUGGCAGACUUUUCAUGUGGGGCUACAAUCACUUUCAUCAAGUCAGUUUUGAUGAUAGAGAAGACAAGAGUGGUCCUAAACAGUUCACUGAAAUCUCUGGUGGUGACAGAAUUAGGGACAUGAUGGCAACAGAUCACCAUACACUAGCCUAUACACACAACAGACACAUUUUAUACAUGGGUAAGCAUACAGAUGGUUAUACAAAAACUAUAGAAAAUUUAUACAAAAUGCCUGUAGAAGAGAAUGAUGUCACAGAAAAUGGAGAUGUAGAACUUGUGAAGCUAAAUAAACCACAAAAAUGUUUAAAUAAACCCCAAAAUAUGUGCUACCAUUCACUAAUAUUAUCCUCUGGCAACAUAACAUACUGUUCAAUACAAACAUAUGAGGAGUGCAAUAGGUUGCAGCCCAGCCUUGAAUUUGGAGAUCUCUCCAUUGCUCAAAAAUAUUUAGAAGAAAUGCUCUUGAUAUAUCAUUCUCUAGUUAAGCCCUUUCUGAAGAAAAGUAAAGCUAUCAUCCUACAUUCCAAUGUGUAUGAAACCGUUUGUGAUAUCUACAGUGACAUAUUAAAUAUUAAUGCCCUAAAUGUGCUAUCCAUGUGGCAGUAUGCAGAGAAGCAUAUAAACGAAUGUGAUAUUUCUUUAAUCAAAAAUUUAGAAGAAUAUAUUUAUUUGUACAGAAAGUAUUAUUUAGCAAUAAGCAAUUUGAUUGUUAUUGGUGGGUUUGCUCAAAUCAACAAUGUUAUUGAUGUCCCAUCAAGUAUAUACAAUUUAUUUAGUGAUCAAUUGCCAUCGAACAAACAGAAGAAUAAUAAGAAAACGCUUGAAGCCAUAGUAGGACUCGCUUUUGUGCAACCCCUAACUAGAUUGAGCUCAUAUAGAUGCAUUAUUCAAUCUUUGUUGCGAAAUAAAGCAAACACCAAACACGACAUAGAUCUAGAUGACAUGAGCAAUAUAGACAACCGGUUUAAAAAAGUCCUAUCCUCAAUGGACUUGUUAAUAGAAGAGCAAGAGAAGAAACGAAAAGAGGCAGAUGGGACGAAACUUUUCUGGGAAACUGUAGGGAAAAGUUUAGAUCAAUACAGGACACCUGAACGCCGUUUAGUCCGCGAAUCUAAGUCCCGUCAGCUUAGCUUAGUGAACCCUGGAAGGUUUUCGUCGCACUGGUUCGUGUUAUUUAAUGACUUGUUCAUUCACGUAAAUGGGAGCACUGUGAAUGUUCACCCGUUGAUAACACUUUGGGUAGAAUCGGUUCCGAACACUGACUCGCUAGCCAACGUAAUACAGCUGACAACUCCUGAGGAAGUGCUGUCUGUGUGUACAAGCUCAGAGCAGGAGAAGACUGAAUGGAUUCACGCUCUUAAUUCCUCUAUCAAGUCAGCUUUGAACAAAGAAUCUUUAUUCAAACCUCCAGCCAUCAGAACUGCUAGUCACACGUUUUCCAGCAAAGGUGCGUUCUUCAAAGACGCGAAGUACCAGGGUAGGUGGCUGGACGGCAAGUUGCAUGGCAGUGGGAAGAUAGAGUGGCCGGAUGGGAAGCUAUAUGCAGGGCAGUUUCAGUUGAACGCGCUGUGCGGCCAUGGUAAGAUGGAAGAUCCUGGCAUAGGAAUCUAUGAAGGCCAAUGGAAAGACAACCUCCAGAACGGUUACGGUGUCCUAAAAUUCAUAAAUGGGGACAUUUACGAGGGAUACUUCAAAGAUGGCUUAGCCCACGGGCAUGGGGUGAAAAAGCAGGGCGAUUUCACAUCGUCCAACGCAACUAUUUACACUGGGGAGUGGAGUAAUGGCGUGAAACAUGGAUAUGGAGUCAUGGAUGAUAUCGGGAAGGGAGAGAAGUAUUUGGGCAGUUGGAGCGACAAUAAGAAACAUGGUUGCGGCCUAAUUGUGACCUUGGACGGAAUUUAUUAUGAAGGAUUGUUUAUGCAAGAUGUUUUAACGGGCCACGGUGUAAUGGUAUUUGAAGACGGAACCCACUACGAGGGCGAGUUUCGCUCAGCCGGUGUCUUCUCCGGCAAGGGAAUUCUGACCUUCUCUAGUGGAGAUAAGAUUGAGGGUGCUCUGCACGGAGCUUGGACCGAAGGCGUUAAGAUCAGCAAUGCGACUAUGCACUUAAAUGUUUCGAAUCCUGUGCUGCCGGCGAACCCUAAACCAAAUUCCUUUGGGAAACUCUGCGUUGCACCAAACCAAAAAUGGAACGCACUGUUCCACCAAUGCUUCAACUGUCUCGGCGUCUCGGAAACCCUCCUCACCCCGACCGGAAACCAUUUCGGAAAUGGAACUGCCAACGGCAUAGACAAUAAAAAGAUCUGGCAGAAUGUAGCUGUGGCUAUAUCCUGUUCGCACAAAGAAAAACAUAAUAGGAUGUCUAUGAAAAAGCCUAAACAGAAAGCUGAAAAGUCGGUGGACUGUUUGGAAGUGAUACCUCAGUUUGGACAGAAGAAGUUGGAUUUGGAUGAUUUUAAGGAGAUAAAGCAGUAUCUACAUAACGCCUGUGAAUCCUCACAUCACCCCCUCGGCCAACUAGUUCUUAGCCUAACCAACGCUUUCAACACCACCUAUGGAGGGGUCCGCGUACACCCGUUACUGCUAAGUCACGCGGUCAAAGAGCUAAAGAGUAUCACAGAUAGACUGUACCAAGUUGUAAGGCUGUUGUUUCCCGCAUUGCCGCUGGAGGGCGCUGAGGUUGUGCUUAGGAGUAAGGACCAGGAAGUGGAUUCGGAAAGUGAUAACCCUAUUGAUGGCGAGGUAGUGUCAGCGGCAUCCCUCCUCCAACCCACCCUACUGCCGCGCGUGCACCCGGCUCUGUUCGUGUUAUACGCGCUACAUAACAAACGGGAAGACGACCUGUACUGGCGGCGACUGGUCAAAUGGAACAAGCAGCCCGACCCCACGCUCAUGCCUUUCCUAGGCAUCGACCAGAAAUUCUUCAACGGCUACACAAACCGCUCGCCUCCCGGCUCGCCGCACAAAGAACAAUUAUUUCAAGAGGCGGUGGAGACGCUACAAAAACUGAAGACCACGUUCUCCCCCAUGGAAAAGCUCCGGGUUAUCAAAGAGACGUUCCAGACGAUGACGGUCGCCGUGCAGCAGGAGCUGGGCCAAAACUACCUGUGGAGCAUGGACGAGCUGUUCCCCGUGUUCCACUUCGUGGUGGUGCGCGCGCGCAUCCUGCAGCUGGGCUCGGAGAUCCACUUCGUGGAGGACUUCCUGGAGCCCGCCGUGCAGAACGGCGAGCUGGGCCUCAUGUUCACCACCUUGAAGGCCUGCUACUUCCAAAUACUACAAGAGAAGAUGUCCAUAAACUAACGAUAUUCAAGACUCGGAACUUCGGAAAUUGAAAACGAACUAUUGUUACCAAAAACGUAGACAAGUAAUGUGUUCAAUGUUCAUCAGAAUUUUAUACCCUAGUGGCCUAAUUAUAAUCGAAACAAUUUUUCUAUUUAUUUAAAGACCAACAUAUGUCCCACGUUUUUCCUAACAAGUUGCCUAUUCAAUUAUUAUAUAUUCAUACUUUUUCAAAAUCGUCGACUAUAACAAGGACAGUACAGUCAAUUAUUUACAAUACUUUUCUACGUUUUUGGCUCUGUUCUAAUCUCGCAAUACUAUAUGGUGCGUUAUUAAUUUUACCUUUAGACCGCCACUAAUCUAUUACACAACUAAAAAAGACCUAACUACAUUAACAUACAGUUCAAAUUCCUCUGUCGAGUCUUAGGUAUGUGGCGUUCAAAAGGUUGCUUUGUCAGCAAUAAUUUGCUUAGUGUAACUCGUUAAUGUUCAGAUGUAUAACCGAUGUUGCAUAGAUAUAGCAUAGGUGUAUGUUGUCUGGUGUAACAUUUACCUUGAAAAAAUAUCUCAUUUUCAGCUGUAUAGUUUCCUAAGAUCCUUUCUGAGCUAAGCCAAUGUCUUCAUGAUUAAAAGCUAUAUAAAAAAAACCGGCCAAGAGCAUGUCGGGCCACACUCAAUGUAGACGUUUCGUAACUACCCACCCGUCAAAAUAGAAUAUUGCAAAAACUUAAAAACGCCUCAAAGUUUACUUUCACGAAUAUUUUCAUAUUUUUAUUAUACAGAGCAAGUAUUAUCGAAAACCGUGCUUAUUCUAGUUACUUUGAGAAAACUGCCGCUGCGCACACAAAUCGGGUGGAAUAACAGCCCCGCCGCAUACAAUAUGUAACUAUUUACUGCGGAUGACAAAAAUAUGAAUAUCUCAAUUCUGCAAUGGAUUUCAACUUGGCGUCCAUAUAAAGAAAAUAAUAGGAAAAAAAGAUCUAUCAAAUAAGAUAACUCUCAACUACAGAGUUUGGUUUAUGUCCCAAUUUUGCCCAAGGUCCUUUCAGCUUUCUAGCACUAACGAUCACGGAGCAAAGCCGCGGACGGACAAACACAGACAUGACGAAACUAGUUGACUAUAGAACCCCAAAAAUAAUGUCUGGCAAUGGGGUUGGCCGGUCGAAGUAUUAAACAGAUGGCGCCAUCAUAGCUUGCCCUGUCAAUCCCUAGAAUUGUGUCAAAUUCUUGUUUUUUUUUUGGAAUUUUGUGACCUGGAUUCCAGUACUUUAAGCCAAAUCUCAUAGAACAAAACUAGAGACAGGGGCAAGCUAUGAUGGCGCCAUCUAUGCAAACCUUUGACAGUUGCCAACCCCAUUAUAAUAUGAAUUUGAUCUUAACAACAAUUCACCCAAUUUUAUGCUGUGUGAGCUGUGUCGUUAUUUUUUUUUUGGAUCUGCCAUAAAUUAUUGAACUGAAUAAUUUCUCUAGAUCAAACUUUAUUCAGAAAAUUGUUGGCACAGGUAGCGAUGGCAGGUGCUUCAUAUCUUGAAUUCGCGCCAGUUAAUUGUGUUUCUGUUAACACAAACGUAUUCAAAAAUUAUUGGACUUGAGUAGAAUUUUUAGAGCAUUUCUGCUAGUUAUAGGACAGUGGGCCUUACACUGUCCUUCCCAUAGUACUAAUUACUUCAAUGCAUUUUAACCCGUUUUUGAUUGGAAUUUUAAUACAUUUUCUUAUACGAUGGACCGUACGAGGUGUAGUGUUUGCACUUGGUUUUGAUGAAAUGCAAAAUUCCACCCGCAUCAAGGAGUAGCUGUUUUGUAUUUGUAGUAUUUGGUUCCUACUAGGAUUUCUUGUCAUACUAAUUUUGUUUAGUUUUUUUUUUAUGAAUUAGCGGAGGUGAAAAAUUAAAAGAUUCUUAAUGUAUAUAAAUUUUAAAAAGUAUUAGCUUUUCAUAUUAUUCGUUAAAACGUGCCAAAUUACUUAUAUUUCGAUUUGGGAUUAAUUUAUUUUCAAAAGUGUAUAUCAAGAAAAUAUUUUAUGAACGCUUAUCUUAGCCAUAUUUUUUUUUUGGCAAAUUAUCCAUAGAAAACACUUGUGUUUACGGUGCUCUCUCAUGUAGGUAAAUGUUGAACAAACUUUUGAUUUUUUGAUUUGAUGAGACUUAAUGACUCAUACUUAUCAUGAAAAACAUUCACAUACAUUCCUAUGGUUUUUUUUUUCAAAUAUGUUACCUUCAUGCUACAAGUAGUCUCAUUUUUAUCGAGCUUUAAUAUUUAAAGUUUUAAGUUAUUUCAAAUUAGCGUUUAAUUUGUUAUAUUUGUAUCAAAUGGACUAUUGUUCGUGUCAUCCACGAUGACGCGCAGAUUUGUCGAAUCUAACCUUUAAUGACAUGGCAUUACGAGUCUCGCGUCUUCAUGAAAGACACGAUAUAUAUAUUUACCCCCUUAUUCAAAACGUCUACUAAAGUUAACAAACCGCUAAUAAUCGUUUGUCCCUUUCCAUCAUACCAAUACGUCGGAAAGGGACAAACGAUUAUUAGCGGCUUGUCAACUUUAGUAGACAUUUAUGAAUAAGGGGGUUAAUCUGUAAUUGUUAUGUUACGCAAAAGAAAGUCAAUAAGUAUAACAUAUUAUUUUUAUAAACUAGCCUUAGUAUAAUUAUUCCAAAGAGUUUAGUACAAAACUGAAAUUGUUGUUAAUUUUCAUUAUGAUUUAAAUUUUCUCCGUUUAGUUAGGAAAAAACGAAUACCUUGUUUGAACUUUAUUUUAUAUCACGUCGGUGACAAACAAGCAUACGGCCCGCCUGAUGGUAAGCAGUCACCGUAGCCUAUGCCUGCAACACCAGAUGCGCGUUGCCGACCCUUUAAAAACCUGUUUACUCCUUUUUUAAAGAACCCCAUACUGUAACCCCUCGGAAAAACCUCAACUUAGCCGAACUUUGUUCUAAACAAAACUUUAUGAUUAUGAAAAAUCCACUCCUAUGUAAUUUGUUUUUAUAAAUAUACUGAAAAGCUUAGACAAAUUCCGUAAGUACACGGCGGGAACUAGAUAACUCGCGGGAUUGGAUUUAACAUUGAAGAAAUUUUAACCUUAUGUAAGUCUAUUUUAAGUUCAAAUUACUUCAAUUGUAUAUCUCGAGUUAUCAACUUCUUCCCGCCGUGUACCGAAUUGAAUCCAUACGAUUGUUUUAACAAAUCGUCAGGUGAAAAGCAAAACUCACUUGUUACCACCACAAGUUCAUAGCCAUAAUGAACCAUAUUACUACAGAAAUAAGAUUGAUUUUUGUUUCAUUAUUUUUUCGUAAAUAGUGAGUUUUGCUUGUCACCUGACGACAUAUAGGCCGCCUUUACACCUGUAAGUUUUACUUACGUAAGUAGGGACACAGCUAUACUAUAGAGUGAGAGAUGAAUAUCAUUAUCUCAUUCUAACAAAUAGCUUUGUCCUUACUUACGUAAGUAAAACUUACAGGUGUAAAGGCGGCCAUACAUACAUAGGCGCUAAACAUUUCCAUACGUUAAUUUAUCACUGUUUCCUAAAAGCAGUAGGGCUAAGAUGGUCGGCUCUUUAUCAUUUGUCACCAUACCUGUCCCGUUCUAACAAGUAUGUAAGUGCGAAAGUGACAGGCAUAGUGACAAGUGAUAAAAAUGGAACCAUGAUGCCGCCGCUGAUGUUGUUAUAGCCUAGUUAUGUAUCGAUUGUUAAAUGAUCGCAAUUACUAUGUACCUUUAAGUAUCAUAUCAACAUACAUUUACAUCUCUUCGUGUCUGAAGUGUUUUAAUUAAAUAAUUGUAACUACAUAUACAUAUUUAACAUUUAAUAAAAGUUCGCAGCAAAUUAAAA